CGAGAUUCCAAACUGGGGGAUCUAUAACUAAGCAGAAUGGCAAGCUGUAUUGCUCGCCUGUCCUCUAGGCCGGGUGUCAGAUCACCCGUCGGAGGCCCUAGCACCUCCAGCAAAGACCAACAGUCGCCACUAGCCGCGUUUAAUCACAGGACGAAGCGAUUGCUUGCUACUAGCAGGUUGCAUGCGAUUGGCCGAGGAUCUGUCCAGUGUUUAUUUACCAGUGGAUUGCGAGACGUACGGCGGUACCCGGGACGGCUGCCCGGGCUCCCCCGGGCUGCUGCGGAUGCCGCCGCUGAGGCCCCACCCAGCAGCAGCAGCAGCCUCACCACAGCAGGUGCCGGGCGCAAGAGCAAGAGCAGUAGGAGCAAGGGCAAGGGCAAGGCCGCAAGCAAGGCCCCUACGGUGCUAAGGGAGGUCAGGUGGGACGAUGUGGGCCUCACUGCGCGAGUGGAGCUGCGGGACGGACAGUUCCUGGUUGACUUGCAGCUGGACCCCCGUCCCCCCCAGCAGCCGCCUUCCCCCUCCCUGGUGCUGCACUGGGGGGUGGACGACUGGUGCUCACCGCCGCCCUCCUCCCGCCCGCCCGGCACCGGGCAGCCGGGGGGCGACACCGGCCCCUGCCAGACGUCCUUCACGCAGGAGGGGCGCCUGCAGCUGAGCUUUGCGCAGGACGAGUGCCCCUACCAGCUGAUCUUCGUGCUCAAGCAGCCCGCAGCAGCGGAGUCGCAGGCGGGCGACGAGGUGUGGUACAACAACGGUGGAUCCAACUAUGUCGUACCGCUGCGGUCGCCGCCGCUGCAGUCCUUCAUGGACAAGGUCCUCACCGCGGAGAGCAGCUACUCACACUGGUCGCUGCCGCAGCGGCUGGGGCUGGCGGCGGAGGUGCUGGACGCGGCGGAGGCGGCGGGGCCCCCCGGCAUGGCCUUCCUGUUCACCUGGCUACGCCUCAGCAGCACCCGCGUGCUGGAUUGGUACCGGGGCGCCAACCUGCAGCCCAAGGACGUGGCGGCCAUUCAGGCGCAUGCGGGGGAGAGGAUCGCGGAAAAGGCCCGCUCUGCCUCGCACCCGCUCUCCCGCCUGUUCGCGCGGGGGGCGCUGGCGGGUUUGCCCCGGGGGGGCGGCAACGGUGACGACAUCCGCAUGGGCAUUCUGAACAUCAUGCGGGGGCACGGCAUCAGGGAGGGGCACCGGCCGGGCCACGACGAGCCCUUCCUUGAGCAGUGGCACCAGAAGCUACACACCAACACCAGCCCCGAUGAUGUGGUGAUCUGUGAGGCCUACCUGGCCUUCCUGCACAGCGGCAACCAUGACGACUACUGGCGGGUGCUGUGGGACAACGGGCGCCUCACUCGGGGCAUGAUGGAGAGCUGGACCAAACCCAUCAAGGCCUGGCCGCAGCACAUGCCGCACCUCAUUCCCGCCUUCAAGCACUACCUCUGGAUCCUCAAGACCACCCACUCGGGGGCGGAUCUGGAUACCGCCAUGGAGAUGGCCAAGGGGCACAUGGACGACCACACCCGCUGGAUGAUCUACGACAUCCUCUCCCACCGCCACGAGUGGUGGGUGCCGGGCAAGAUUGUGGAGGCGCGCACUCGCCUGGCGCAAUACUGGAAGUCCCCUGGGUCCAGUCGCGACCUGCAGCUGCUGGACAUCGCGCUGGAGGGCUGGAUGCGCACCUGCCUGGAGCGGUCGCUGGAGGGCGGCAUGGGGCGGGACGACAUGGUGGAGGUGGUGGCGCUGGUGCUGCGGGGGGCGCUGCUCACCCUAGACGACCCCGACCUGCACCUGUGCGCCCUGCUGUGGGAGCGGCUGCGGCCCCACCCCGCCCACCCCGCCGGCCCCCUACCCGGGGAGAGGUGGGGGCGGGAGUGGGCGCUGGGGGCGAGGGCGGCGGCGGAGCGACUGGGGCUGGGACUGACCGCACACAUGGACACGGUGUAUGGACUGGUCCAGCCGCACGCCGAGUCGUUCGGCCGCUCCUGCAGCCUGUCCCCCGCCCACACCGCCAACCUGGGGGAGGAGGUGGUGCGCGGGCAGCCGCUGUUCCUGGCCGCACUGCUGCUGCAGCGGCUGGAGCGGGGCAUUCGGGAGGCGGCGGGGGGGGCGGACUGGCAGAUUGUCAGCAUGCCCGCUCCCGGCUCCCCUCCCCUCACGGGCGAGGUGGUGGCGGUGGGGGCACUGGCGGAGGUGCAGGGCACCGUCUUCGAGCGACCCACGGUUCUGUUGGCGGGCAGUCUGACGGGCGUGGAGGACAUCCCGGCGGGUGUGGUGGCGGUGCUGACGAGGAGCAGCACGGACGUGCUGUCGCACCUGGCUAUCCGGGCGAGGAGCCAGCGCGUGCUCCUGGCCACCUGCUUUGACGAGGCCGCAUGGCAAGCCUGGCAGGCCGUGGCGGCACCAGCACCAGCAUCUCCAGGAGCAAAUGGGCAGCAGCAGCAGCAGCAGGAGGAGGGCUCUGCAACCGGGGCAGCACCCAAGCGGGUAGCUGUCCUGGUGGACCCCGCCGUGAGUGCCAUCAUGCCCGCGGAGGCACCCGCUGCCGUACAGGUAACAGCCGACGGAGCGACUGCCGCCUCCGCCUCCGUCGCUGGGUCGAGUGACCCACGGGUCGUCAUCACACUCCAAGCGCCGCAGCAAACCUCCGCAUGGGCCCUGGGCGAGUCCGAUUUCCAGCCCGGGCUAGUGGGAGCCAAGGCGAUGAACCUGGCGACGCUGCGACGUCGCCUAGCGGCGGUGAUGCUGACGUCAUCAGUGUGCCGGCGUCGGUCGCUCUGCCGUACGGCACGUUCGAGCGAGUGCUGUCGGAGGAGCCGCGCAACGCCGCCGCCGCGGCGGAGGUGGCGCGACUGGUGUCGGCGGCGGCGGCGGCGGCGGAGAGCGGCGGAUUGCCUCGUGCUGAGCUGGAGGAGCUGCGACGGGUGGUGGAGAAUGACCUGGUGGCGCCGCCGGAUCUGGUACGGCAGCUGGCCGCCGUGGCAGCGGCGCAGGGGCUGAUCCCCUCCGCUGACCUCUGGGAGGACGCCGCCGCCGCUGCCGCCGCUGCCUCUGGUAACAAUGAGGACGAGGACGAGAAUGGCGCCGAGGAGGAAGAGGAGCAGGAGGAGGCGUUCUCCACCUCCGGUUCCGAGCACGCCUCCUCCACCUCCGCGCACCUGUCCUGGCCGGCUGUGUGGUCCGCUGUGUGUCGCGUGUGGAGCUCCAAGUGGACGGAGCGCGCGUGGCUGAGUCGGCGGGCGCUGGGCAUCCGGGAGGGGCAGCUGGUGAUGUCGGUGCUGCUGCAGCAGGUGGUUCCAUUCCAGUACGCCUUCGUGCUCCACACCUCCAACCCCGUGACGCACAAGCAAGGGGAACUGCUGGGUGAGGUGGUGCUGGGUAUGGGUGAGACGCUGGUGGGCAACUACCCGGGCAGGGCGCUGGGAUUCACGGCGGCAGCAGCGGGGGGAGGAGCGGGAGGAGCGGCGGGGGAGCCGGAGCUCCUCUCGCUUCCAUCCAAGCGCAUCGCUCUGUACGCGCCGGCCGGAGCCACGCCCACUCUGAUUGCACGCUCCGACGCCAACGCGGAAGAUCUGGAGCAGUACGCAGCUGCCGGACUGUACGACAGUGUCCCGCUGCAGCCGCUGCUGUCCCGCCCCACCGACUACGCGUCCGAGCCACUUCUGAGCGACCCCGCCCUGCGCGGCGCGCUGCUGGGUCGUCUGGCCGGGCUGGGGCGGCGAGUGGCAGCUGCGUUCGGGGGCCGUGAUCAGGACGUGGAGGGCGGCGUGGUGGGGGGGAGAUUGUAUGUGGUGCAGGCGCGGCCGCAGGUGGCAC
This is a messenger RNA of Astrephomene gubernaculifera, 3810 nucleotides long. The record is from the annotation of a GenBank genome assembly. Lineage: Eukaryota; Viridiplantae; Chlorophyta; Chlorophyceae; Chlamydomonadales; Astrephomenaceae.